GUUACGAGUCACUACCUUAGCUAGGUACCUACAGAGGUACGUAAAAGCCGCUGUUACGGUACGGUAGGAGAUUACCUAAGGUAUUGUACAAUACGGAUUACCGACUUUAGAAACGGGGAUUCGGAAUUUAGAAGCUGUUUAGAUAAGUUUAAUCCCGUAAUCUGCGGCCAACCGCAACCAUAUUCUUUCCGAACCAUACACAUGCUACAUGCUGACAUGGUGCCUACGAAGUGCGUGUUAGACAAAACAAUCCCUCACAUCGCAUUCGUGCCGCAUACUGGCCUUUACUCGGAUUGAGCGGAAUCCUUUCCCCGCCCUCCGACGCUGUAACCCACCUAAGACCUAAGAGAAAGGCCACUUAGGUAGACAACCGGCCGCGCUUCGUUUUGUUUUUUUUCUUUCUAAAGCCUUUCGGUAACUAGAAUUACAUAGCAGACGCCGGUCACGUUGAUUACAUGCGUUCCUACUCGCUAUGCUGUCCUUAUGAUGUGAAAUUAGAUAUUACCUCCUUCGUGCUUCUUUGGUUUCCCUUCUUUGGCAAACGAGCGAGUACCUUUACAUAGACUUAGACAUAUAUAGCCCUCUUCACUCUCCGAACAGCCAAUGGCUAGGAAGAACGCCAAACCAGCUGCUACCAUGUCCAAUGAGCAGACCCCGCUGUUAAAGCGCGACGGCGACGUCGUUGGGAACGGGACACCCGCAGGUAUUCCCGCGCCCCGGUCCCGCGAUGCUACCUCCGAGCCACGGCGUCCGCCGCAGGCCAUAGCUCACCGAGGCUACAAGGCUUUGUUUCCCGAAAACACGAUGCUAGCAUUCCGGGCGGCCGUUGAGGCCGGCGCGCAUGCUAUCGAGACCGACCUGCACUUGUCCAAGGACGGCGUCGUCGUCCUGAUGCAUGACCCUAAGCUCAAGCGCUGCUUCGGCGACGACUCCAAGGUAAAGGACCACGACUGGAGCUACCUGAGCAAGCUGCGCACGGUGCGCGAGCCCCCGCAGCCUAUGCCGCAGCUCGUCGAACUGCUCGAGUAUCUGAAUCAGCCCGAGCUGCAGCACAUUUGGAUCAUGCUUGACAUCAAGAGGGACGACGACCCAGCCACGAUCAUCAGGCGAACGGCGGAAACACUAGAUUCGGUUCCGGGAAUUCGGCCGUGGCAUGAGAGGGUACUGCCUUGCUGCUGGACUGCGGAAUACGUAAAACUAAGCAAGGAAUUCCUACCUAGAUAUCCAGUCGCACACGUAGGCUUCUCAACCACAUAUGCCCGGGCUCUAGCAAAGCACGAGCCCGGCCUAUCAAUCAGUCUUCUAUACUACUCCCUAGCGCUACCGGCCGUCGGCGCGCGAUUCAUCCGAGAUGCGAAGGCGGCGGGACACCCGCUGCAUUCCUGGACCGUCAACGACGAGGACCGCAUGGAGUGGUGCGUCCGCAAUGGACUCGACGGCGUGGUUACGGAUGAUCCGAAGCUAUUCCUUGAGGUGUCUGGACGCGUCGCGGAGGAGGCGAAAAACGAGGCCGCGGCGGUUAGUAGGAAAUUGUCUGGUGUGCCCUUGUCUACGCGCGCGUGGCGCGUUUACGAGUGGACGCGAUAUAUACUCGUCUUGUUCGUCAUUGUGAAUAUUUAUCUCUUCAGGUACGGGCUGCCGCGGACACAGGUGCCGAAAGUGUUGGGCAAGUAAUGGUUGUCGACUCUACUAGGUGCUACGCGUGCGUAUUUGGGAGUCGCUUCUUUGGGCUAUGUAUAGAUGGUAAUGACAGACAGAAAGAAAGAUGGAUAGAUAGAUAUUUGAGAUGGGAUCGGCGAUAUACGUUGGUAUACUUUAGGUAGACUUGGUAAUGUGGGAUGGGGCUUAGGUUCGGCUUAUCCCUUGGAGUUACUGGUAAGAGUUUCGUAAGACGUGAGGACCUGGGAUGGAAAGAAAUAUAAGGGAAGAGUGUUGGUGGAUGAAUAGAAUAUUGGGUACUUAUCUCGUUAACAGGAUGUAUGAUAGAGUCAUCUAUUUACCUUACCCUCUUCUGGAAGACGUUCGUAGCUAGCUAAUGAUUCUAUAUAUGUCGAUGAUAUAUAUGUCAGGUAACACUAGCGCCGAAGACGAGCUCAAGAUCUGG
Messenger RNA from Daldinia vernicosa, 2104 nucleotides. RefSeq names its product PLC-like phosphodiesterase. Gene Ontology annotation, molecular function: phosphoric diester hydrolase activity. The transcript is spliced from 4 exons. The record is from RefSeq and is a predicted model, not a curated record. Lineage: Eukaryota; Fungi; Ascomycota; Sordariomycetes; Xylariales; Hypoxylaceae. Bases 604 to 1674 code for a protein of 356 amino acids. Gene Ontology annotation, biological process: lipid metabolic process.